Molecule: messenger RNA, 1881 nt
Organism: Thermothielavioides terrestris NRRL 8126
Lineage: Eukaryota; Fungi; Ascomycota; Sordariomycetes; Sordariales; Chaetomiaceae
Exons: 4
Coding region: 259-1776 (505 amino acids)
Biological process (GO): transmembrane transport
Cellular component (GO): plasma membrane
Molecular function (GO): transmembrane transporter activity
Source: RefSeq, a predicted model, not a curated record
ACCAAGUGCACUCGCCAGCGCGGCGGGAGCUAAAAAAUAUUGCUCGAUAGGGAUUUUUUGAGCCGACAGAAAAUUGAGGCCUUUUAUGUGGUUGGCUUUCCCUCGAUCUUAUCAACUCCGGUGCUCGUCCUCCUCGGUCUGUCAAGGUCAAGACGUUGAACUGAGGCGUGUGGCUAAUUCGUGAUUUAAGUGCUCCGGAGUAUUCUUGAUUUUUCCUCUCGUCUUGGCUUUUCUCCCAGAGACCCCACUAGUCCGACAAUGGCGCCGGAGAAAGGACUCGAGGAGAAACCGCCGCCGGGCAACGGGCCGGAAACGGAAGUCGAUCACGACGCUGUCUCGCCGGCCCCCGCACCCGGCGGCCGAUGGGCCCGGACUUGGGACCUCCUCCGGAAGGCGGCCGCGUUCGGCCGCGUCGAGGUCCGCGGCAUCACGCCGAUCCCGGUCAAGGAACGCACGGUCGAGAGAACGGUCAACGUCUUCACGUUGUGGUGGUCCAUGAACACCAAUAUCCUGGGGAUCACGUUCGGCAUGCUUGGCCCCGGCUACGGGCUCAACCUACGGGACAGCUCUCUGAUCAUCCUGUUCUUCACGCUGCUGACCACCCUGCUGCCCGCCUUUCUGGCCACGCUGGGUCCCAAGCUCGGCAUGAGGCAGAUGUUACAGGCUCGGUACAGCUUUGGUCGCUACCUGGUCUCGAUCCCCGUCCUGCUCAACCUCGCCACCCUCACUGGCUUCUGCGUCAUCAUGGCCGUCGUCGGCGGCCAGUGCCUUUCCGCCGUAGCGGACGGAAACCUGAGCGUGACCGUCGGGAUCGUCAUCACCGCUGUCCUGACCCUCGGCAUCUCCUUCUGCGGCUUUACCGUCCUGCACAACUACGAGCGCUUCGCCUGGAUCCCCGCCAUCAUCUCCAUCGUUGUCGCCGUCGGCACGGGCGGCAAGGAGCUCCGGAACCAGACCACCUACGACGCGCCCCCGCCCGCCUCGUCGGUGCUGUCCUUCGGCAUGAUCGUCGCAUCCUACAUGGUGCCGUGGGCGUGUCUGUCGUCGGAUUUCACAACCUACCUCAAGCCGGACACAUCCUCGCUCAAGAUCUUCACCUACUCCUACCUCGGCCUGGCGGUGCCCACGGUCCUCCUCAUGGUCCUCGGCGCCGCCAUCGGCAACGCGAUCCCGAACGUGCCGGCGUGGCAGGCCGCCUACGACGAGACGUCGGUGGGCGGCGUGCUGGCCGCCAUGCUCGCGCCCGCCGGCGGCUUCGGCAAGUUCCUCGUCGUCGUCCUCUCCUUCUCGCUGCUGGGCAACCUGGCCGCGACGAGCUACAGCGUCACGCUCAACCUGCAGCUGCUGCUGCCCUUCCUGGUGCGCGUGCCGCGCUACCUCUUCUCGCUCGUCUUCGCGGCCAUAGUGAUCCCCGUCGCCAUCCGCGCCGCCGCCGACUUCUUCGCCAACCUCGAGAACUUUGUUUCGCUCAUCGCCUACUGGAGCUCCGCCUUCCUGGCCAUCGUGCUGGUCGAGCACUUUGUGUUCCGGAAGGGCGACUGCCGGGCGUACGACCCGGAGGCGUGGAACGACGCGCACAGGCUGCCGUGGGGCGUGGCGGCGCUGGCGGCCGGCGUGCUGAGCUUUGGGCUGGUGGUGCCCAGCAUGGCGCAGGUGUGGUGGACGGGGCCGAUCGCGGAGACGACCGGGGAUAUCGGGUUUGAGGUGGCGUUCGUGGUGAGCGGGUUGUUGUAUGUGCCAUUUCGAUGGGUGGAGCGGAAAUGGACAGGCAGGUGAUGCGCCGGGGUGGUUCCGAGCGGGAGAAGGGGGUGCUUGUGGUUUCGACGGGCAGGCAAGAGCAUGGCGUUUGAAGACGGGAAGCCGCCAUUUAGAAAGGAAAAA